AUGAAAGCCUUCAUCGCUUGGUUGUCGUUGUUUGCGACCUCUGUUGUGAGCCUGUCGGCGACACAGAGCAUAAAUGAGCUCGAUGUCUUCUCGCUCGUUCCAACAGCCGCGCCAGUUCCUCGAAAUCUCGAUGUUGAUCUCGGGGUCGGGAUUGACCUUUGCGCCAUAGUGACGGCCAGAGUCACAGUGAGAAUCUCGAUUGGACUCGGGGACAAACCGGUCACUGAGACCAUCACUGAUGAGACGACGGACACUAUUACGCGAUCCGCGCCAACAGUUACGGAUACCAUUACACAAAUUAUCACCGAUGCUGUCAGUGGACCGAUCUCAACAGUGACGGUCACCGGGAGUGCUGCCCCAGGCGCAACCUCAACUGUGACAGUUACUGAUAGUGCUGCCCCAGGCGCAACAUCAACAGUGACGGUCACCGGGAGUGCUUCCCCAGGCGCGACGUCAACAGUGACGGUCACCGGGAGUGCUUCCCCAGGCGCGACGUCAACAGUGACGGUCACCGGGAGUGCUGCCCCAGGCGCAACCUCAACAGUGACAGUUACUGAUAGUGCUGCCCCAGGCGCAACAUCAACAGUGACGGUCACCGGGAGUGCUGCCCCAGGCGUGACAUCAACGGUGACAGUGACUGAUAGUGCUGCCCCAGGCGCAACCUCAACAGUUACGGUCACCGGGAGUGCUGCCCCAGGCGUGACAUCAACGGUGACAGUGACUGAUAGUGCUGCCCCAGGCGCAACCUCAACAGUUACGGUCACCGGGAGUGCUGCCCCAGGCGUGACAUCAACAGUUACGGUCACCGGGAGUGCUGCCCCAGGCGUGACAUCAACGGUGACAGUGACUGAUAGUGCUGCCCCAGGCGCAACCUCAACAGUUACGGUCACCGGGAGUGCUGCCCCAGGCGUGACAUCAACGGUGACAGUGACUGAUAGUGCUGCCCCAGGCGCAACCUCAACAGUGACAGUCACCGGGAGUGCUGCCCCAGGCGCAACAUCAACAGUUACGGUCACCGGGAGUGCUGCCCCAGGCGUGACAUCAACUGUUACGAGGAACAUCGGUGGUACAACUGUGACCGAGCCUGGGUCCACAGUGACAACCACAGUUGGGCAAUCAACGGUCACAGAUACUUCGAUAUUGACCACCACUGUUGGUGAAUCGACAAAGACCGACAUUUUAACUGUCACAGUCUCUAUUGGUGGAUCAGAUGUCACAUAUACAUCUACUAUCACGGAAACGUCUACUAUAGCGGAUAUAUCUAUUACGACGCAAACUGUUGGCGACAGCACCAUAACUAGAACAUCAACUGUCACAGAUACGUCGACAUCUACUCGUACCGUCAGUGGAUCCACAGUGACUUUAUCACCCUCCACUAUUAUUAGUACAAUUCCAGCAUCGACCAUCACAAGUGUCACCACGGAACCUGCAAGCACGAUCACUUCUGCUGGAAGUACAAUUACAAUCGCAGGUUCAACAACCACAGUGACCAUCACAAGCCCGGCCAGUACCGCUACUGUUGUGGACACCGUUUCUCCAGCUGGAGAGACAAAGACACAAGGAAGCACUGUUACCGCCACUGUCACUUUCUUCCAUCGGAUUAUACCUGGGGUUGCCCCCCCCGGAUUUCUCUGUCGGCCUCCCCACACGGGCGACCGCUCCGGUUGUAACGUCGAAGCCGGCCUUCCAGCCAAUGGUUAUAUCUGCGCCCCCGAAGAUUGUAUCCCAGCUCCUGCUUUGCUUUACAACCAAUCCAGCCAGACUGAUAAAUUUGGCCAGCAUUACAAUGUCUCGGAGGAUUACUUCAACCUCAACCCGGAGAUAUUUGGUCUCAAUUAUUCCAUCUUCCAGCUCGAAAACGGUGGGAUUGCAGCGUACAGCAAGCGCGACACUUUCUCACCACAAGUCAAAGCUAGAUCAAUAUGGGAUCGAUUUGUAGACCGAAAGGCCGAGAAAAGGGAUAUUGGCUCGGACGUUCCAGGAGUCUGCUUUAAUGAUUGUAAUGAUGCAGCACAAGUUCCCCAAAGCGUUGGGAAAAAACAAUCUCUUUGCACAAGUGGUUCGCCAUUCCGGGUCAAUCUGGGCAACUGCGAGGAGUGCGUCAGCAACUACGCUACUGGAAACUUGGAUAAAUAUUCAUCGACCCUCCUGCCUUCAUUUGAACAGUGGUUGACUUACUGUGAUGGCCUAACCACGGCCUCAGAAAGUACGACCUCCGAUACGAGCGCCACAACUACCAAGGGAUCUACUACGAGGACAACCACCGACGCGAGGACCUCUGGGGAUACCACUGCUAUCAGCACUCAGAGUCGUGAAACGGGCACUGCCACCAGGACUCAACCUCCAACUUCAGCCGAUUCAACGGGUGAAAAGACUAGUUCACAGACUGAAACGGUUCCUUCAACUGCUAGGCCACAUGGUACAACUCUACUAUAUGGCUCGACACGAAUCGUUUCUGGCUCAACUUUCAUUGAAUCAGGCUCGGCCGUUGUACAGUCCGGAUCAACAAUCGCCAAAACUAGCUCAGAGGUGACAGUGUAUGGAACAACCCAUGGGACAACCACUCAGCACUUAUCAUCAACGUCCGAGAGCCCUAGUGUCACUUCAAGUUCAAGUUCUGAGGACCAUACGGUGACAGCGACCGUGACUGCCACCAUAAAUGGUGCGGUGUCACCAAUUAAUCUUCCUCCUCGAUUUUUGCUCCUUAAUCUCCUCUUCGCCAUUGCGGUCCCAUUCUUUUAA
Molecule: messenger RNA, 2742 nt
Organism: Penicillium manginii
Lineage: Eukaryota; Fungi; Ascomycota; Eurotiomycetes; Eurotiales; Aspergillaceae
Exons: 2
Coding region: 1-2742 (913 amino acids)
Source: RefSeq, a predicted model, not a curated record